CGUCUUCGUGUUGUGUCUGCAACGUCAAACCAGUGUUCAAUGUAUUCGUGCGCUGCUGCUGGCAAAGUGUAUAGUUUUUCACCGUUUUCCAGUUAAUUUCCACACACUUUUGCACGGUUUUCCUUGUGGGUCAGCACAUCCGUCCUGGUGUGUUGUUUGUUUGCCGUGUAGGUUAAAGUUUACCCAUUCUUUGUACGCCGCCGGAAGCGGUCGAAACAAAAACACUGCCCAGUGCGGGAAAGAAUUGGCUUGGCCGCCCUUCCUCUUUGUGUGAAGAAAAAUCGUCAUUUUUCCUGCUGCCCCGCUGAACCAGUGAUCCAAUGACGAAGGGAGGCCGCAUAGUUUAGGAAAGGGGGUGCCAUUGUUCUACCAUUGCAGUGUCCGUGGCUGAAGGAGCUGCCACAACAGCAACAUAAUGGGCAACACGGACACGAAGCUGAACUUUCGCAAAGCAAUCGUUCAGCUGACGAGCAAAAGUCAGCCGAUCGAUGCGAGUGAUGACGCAUUUUGGGAGCAGUUCUGGUGCGAACACAACACCCCGGUGCAGGACGUGUUUGCGCUGGUGCCGGCAAACGAGAUACGCAAGGUGCGCGACGUGAUGCCGACGAAUCUGGCCACGCUCUGCUACAAAGCGACCGAGCGGAUGGUCCGCGCAGUGGACAACAGCUGCCGGACGCAGGGCGAACAGCAGACGGUGCUGAACUGUGUCCGGCUGCUGACGCGCAUCCUGCCCUACGUGUUCGAGGACGUCCAGUGGAAGGACUUCUUCUGGUCGUCGCUACCGUCCGGCAGCAGCAGCGGCAGCAGCGAGAAGGAGGAGCCCGGCUCGGUACCGCUCGCCCAGAGUCUGCUCAAUGCGAUCUGCGAUCUGCUCUUCUGUCCCGACUUUACCGUCGUGGGGUACCGCAAAUCGGGCCCGGAAAAGGCAGAGGAGCUCAACUCGAUCGACAGCUGCGAGUACAUCUGGGAGGCGGGCGUCGGCUUCGCCCAGUCGCCGCCGCGCAACGGCAGCAUGGAUGCGCGGCGCACCGAGCUGCUGAAGCUGCUGCUGACGUGCUUCAGCGAGACGAUGUACCGUCCGCCGACGGCGAGCGACGAGCCGAACCGGUGGAUCGUGCACUUCACCAGCGCGGACAAUCGGCACGCGCUGCCCCUGUUUACGUCGCUGCUGAACACGGUCUGUGCGUACGAUCCGGUCGGGAUCGGGGUGCCGUACAACCAUCUGCUGUUUACCGACACGCUCGAGCCGCUGGUGGAGGUGUGCCUGCAGAUACUGAUCGUGACGCUCGACCAUGACAUCACGAGCAAUGGGCCGGCCCAGUCGUCGGCGUACAUACACGACGACAGCACGAUCGCGGACAAUCUGUUUAUCAACUAUCUGUCCCGCAUCCAUCGGGACGAUGAUUUUCAGUUCAUCCUGAAGGGGGUGACCCGGCUGCUCAACAAUCCGCUCGUGCAGAGCUAUCUGCCGAACUCGACCAAGCGGCUGCACUGUCAUCAGGAGCUGCUGGUGUUCUUCUGGAAGAUUUGUGACUACAAUAAGAAAUUCCUCUACUUUGUGCUGAAAAGCAGUGACGUGCUGGAUAUACUAGUGCCGAUACUCUACCAUCUCAACGAUUCGCGCGCUGAUCAGUCACGUGUUGGCCUGAUGCAUAUCGGCGUGUUCAUACUGCUGCUGCUUUCCGGCGAGCGUAACUUUGGCGUGCGGCUAAACAAACCCUACACCGCGACCGUCCCGAUGGACAUACCCGUGUUUACCGGCACGCAUGCCGAUCUGCUCAUUACCGUGUUUCACAAAAUCAUUGCCACCGGCCACCAGCGGCUGCAGCCCCUGUUCGACUGUCUGCUAACGAUUCUCGUGAACGUGUCGCCGUACUUGAAGACGCUCUCGAUGGUGGCGAGCAUCAAGCUCCUCCAUCUGCUGGAAGCGUUCAGCACGCCCUGGUUCCUGUACACUGCCCCGUCGAACCAUCACCUCGUGUUUUUCCUGCUGGAAAUCUUCAACAACAUCAUCCAGUACCAGUUCGACGGCAACUCGAACCUGGUGUACACGAUCAUCCGCAAGCGGCAGGUGUUUCACGCGCUAGCCAAUCUGCCGACCGAUGCCGCCGGUAUUGCGCGAUGUCUGAGCAAUCGGAAGGGAGGUGCUGGCGGUGGUGGUGCCGGUGGCCGUAUGGUCGGCUCUAGUCAUGGGUCGGCGCCGUCUGGCUCGAGAAGCCUUGCCGGGCACGAUGAUGAUGCGGCUGACUAUCAGCAGCGGAAAGCCGCCCUUACGGCGCCCGGAGCGGGCAGUGGUGCUGCUGCUGGUGGCGAUGAGAGUGGCGGUGAGGAAGGGGGGGACCGUAGCAUCGUGACACGCACCGGGCGGCUCGGUUUGCGCGAGCCGGACGCUGGUGGAGCGGCGGGUGAGCGUGAGCAUGGUACCGUAACGGGCGAUGAGGACGCACGGAGCGACAUCGUGGAAGAAUCGAUGGAAGGUUCGCGCCCGGCGCAGGAAGCCGAACCGGGCACGCUGAAGGCCACGCUGCUCGAUACACCGAAUCUGGCCCAAAUUACGGAGCGCGAGUCGGCACACCCGACCGAUCUCGCCAGUCCCACGGUGGGGGGCGACGGUACCGAGCCGCUGGGCAAGCCGAGCAUCGGCAGCGACGAGGAGGAGCCGGAAGCGAACGGUGCCACGCGCAAGGGUGCGGACGAGCCGUCGAGCAAGACACCGUCGCCACUGCGGCGGGCCGUCGCGCAGCGCGGCAGCCUGCGGGUGACGCCCGCGCCCGUGCACGGCAACCAGGUGAAGCAGUGGCAACCGACCCCGGAGUGGGUGCAGUCGUGGCGCUCGAAGCUGCCGCUGCAAACGAUCAUGCGCCUGCUGCAGGUGCUGGUACCCCAGGUGGAAAAGAUCUGCAUCGACAAGGGCCUUACCGACGAGUCGGAGAUACUGAAGUUUCUGCAGCACGGUACGCUGGUGGGGCUGUUGCCGGUACCGCACCCGAUCCUGAUCCGCAAGUACCAGGCGAACGGGGGCACGACCGCCUGGUUCCGCACGUACAUGUGGGGCGUGAUCUAUCUGCGCAACGUCGAUCCGGCCGUCUGGUACGACACGGAGGUGAAGCUGUUCGAGAUACAGCGCGUCUAGAUGGCGGGUGGGCUCGUCGUUUGGUAAGCAGCAAACUAGCAAAGUUUCUUAUUUCCCCCCUCGUACUAACCACAAAAACAAAACACAAAAUCCUCACACACUCAUCUUCAUGCUCAUCUAUGUGUGUACGCUUUACUAAACACAUUUCGCUUUACAGUACUGAAGGUUUUGGAGGAGAAUGAAGAUGCCUUGAGAAUGUAGUGUAGAGAGAGAGAGAGAUAGUAGAGGAAUAAUGAAGUAGCAGCAAACGAGGAUAGGGUUAUUUCACCCUUCUACCCCGACCCCAUCUGACCGACCAUUCCGUCUAAGUCAUUUCAGAAUAUCUUAAACACAAGAUAAACGAAAAAAGAAACUAAAACAAGUAAGAUAAUCUGUAAACAAAACUAGAAAAUGUAUCGCUAAGUAUAUGAAAGUCUCGCUUCUACUUCCUAAAAUUCUUUUAAAACCUACGUUCCUUUUUUAACGGUUUGCAUCGGUUUCGUUGUCCCAUAAGCAUACUACACCGGAAGAGCUUUAAUGUAGUUGAAUCCUCUAUAAAAUCGUGCUCCUCUCGCCAUUUCCUCCCUUUUUUUUUUGGCUAUUAUUAUUAUCACUGCACCUUUUAUAACUAUAUCGACGUGAGUAAAAAUAAUCGCUAUAAACUUUGUACAAGAGAAAGAGAGGCUUUGAUAAAAAAAAAAACAAUAGGCACGGCAUAUUCGUGCGAAGCAAAAGUGUGUAAACUUUAAAGCAUCCCGGUAAUGUAGGAGAACGUGGCGCAGGACGUGUGUUAAAGGAAGGUCAGGGUAAAUGUGUGUAGCCGCAAGGGCCAAGGGUGAGCGGGCGAUGAAACAAACUGGGAGACGUGCAAAUGGACGUAUUAGGGUUAACACCACAUAUUUGCUGAACGUAAAGUAACUUAAAACCAAUCAAAUCCAUAUAAACAGACAACAAUAUUAAAAUAUACACAAACUCUUAUAAUAUUUAUGCGCGUGUCGAGUGAGUGCGAGCGAAAGGGACCACACGGUGGUUCCACAUUUCAUCCUCUUACUUUGGCACGGCAAGACUGUGUUAAAUCAAUCAAUUUGCCUGUUUUAAUAUGGACGAAAAUAUUGAGAAUCGCCUUCAUUUGAUCCACGUCUUCGUAGAUUAGUUUAUUUUUCAUUGAAUAAGUUUUAAAUUUGAGUAUGAAAAAAAAGUCGCAUGGUCUAGUCCGGAUUUGAACUCGUGAAUGACGGUGACAGAUGUGGAAAAAUGAUGUAAAAGCAAUUGUAAAUGUGUUUAAAAUAUGAUUAAAAUGUUUUUCUCCGUAGCAACCGGCAGCAAAAAGAUAACAGUGUGACUUUAUUGGUCGGGCUGGCACUGGCAGUCCACUCCGGGACGCGAUCCCACUACUGCUUGCCGCGGAGACUCUUAGCUGCUGGUUUUCACCCCUCGCUCGGUGUGUCUCUCCUUAGCCAACCUGAAUGUCUCGGACUCCUCCGUGACACCCAUAUUGACGGCCAGCUUAGUGCGGACGCCCCGUCAACAUGGCCUGGUCCAGCA
Molecule: messenger RNA, 4657 nt
Organism: Anopheles merus
Lineage: Eukaryota; Metazoa; Arthropoda; Insecta; Diptera; Culicidae
Product: protein HID1
Exons: 4
Coding region: 416-3133 (905 amino acids)
Cellular component (GO): Golgi trans cisterna; Golgi medial cisterna; membrane
Source: RefSeq, a predicted model, not a curated record